Messenger RNA from Plasmodium inui San Antonio 1, 1821 nucleotides. RefSeq lists its product as hypothetical. Gene Ontology annotation, biological process: activation of GTPase activity; intracellular protein transport. Gene Ontology annotation, molecular function: GTPase activator activity. The transcript has a single exon. Bases 1 to 1821 code for a protein of 606 amino acids. The record is from RefSeq and is a predicted model, not a curated record. Lineage: Eukaryota; Apicomplexa; Aconoidasida; Haemosporida; Plasmodiidae.
AUGGAGUACAAAUUAGAAAUUUUGAGCUACUUGCUCAUGUUUAAAAAAAAAAAUGAACGAAUUGCAAAGUUCGACGAGCAAAUAAAAACCUGCAUUAACAUAUUCGAAAAGGUGUUAAUUGACGAAGAGGAAUUGGUUUAUCUGUUCGAGAAAAACAUUUUAGACAUUAACCCUUGUGUUCGCUCCCUAUGUUGGAAGCUAGCUUUAAAGCAUCUCAGUUUAAAUACGAGGAGGUGGCAUGAAGAGCUUGGCGAAAAGAAGAAGCUGUACGAGGAUUAUAUAAAAUGCUUUGUACUGAAUCCACUCAGGGGGGGGAAAACUGGCAUCGAGGGGGUAGACUCAGCGAAGGAAGCAGGGGAAGCUGAGAAAGCAGGGGAAGCUGAGAAAGCAGGGGAAGCUGAGAAAGCAGGGGAAGCUGACGAAGCAGUUGCAAGAGGGGCCAAAUUGGGGGGAGACCCCAAUGAAGACGCGUCCUCCACCUAUUUGGACGACGACUCAGAUGCGAACUUCAUAAACUCCGAAUUGUUCAGCCAAAUUAAUAAGGACACGUUUCGAACCAGACCCGAAUUGUCUUUUUUUAAUUUGAACCCGCAGCAGACGAUUAAUAAUAAUGUAAAAAUAUUGAACAGUUUAAUUAGUGUAGAACAGUUUGAAGAAGAGCCGGAAGAGGAAAUACCAUCUCUAGUCAACAUAAAUGAGAUGGGGGAAGGGCCCCCCGAGCAGUCAGAAUCCCAAGCGAAGAAUGCACAAGACAAAAAAGAAGAAUCCAUUAAUGGUGUGCGAAUUGGACAGCAAGACGAAAAUGAACAAAUUGUCCCCCUUGUGGAUGAAACUUCCCCAAAAUUUACAGCCAAAUUGAGGGAAAAAGCGAAAAUUUGCCAAAAAAAGAACAACUAUGAACACUCCUUUGGUGCCCAUUCAGCAGAUGUUUGCGACAUUGUUAACCCUAAAAGGCAUUACGAUCUGUUGUGUAGAAUUCUCUUCAUAUAUGCAAAAAUUCACCCCUAUGUUAAAUACGUCCAAGGGAUGAAUGAAAUUUUAGCUCCCCUAUAUUUUAUUAUUUUUAAUGACCCAUUAUGUAACUGCCCUGUGCAGGGAGAAGCGGAUACCUUUUUCUGCUUCAUCGAGUUAAUGCAAAAACAAAAAGAUGUUUUCUGUGAAGGGUUAGACAACACAGAUGAUGGAAUUAACGGAAAGCUAAAAAAGUUUUCCCUCUUGUUAAGAAUAAAAGAAUAUGAAAUUUGGAAAAAAUUGUACACACAGAAAAUAGAAACGCAAUAUUAUGCUUUAAAAUGGAUUCUUUUAUUACUGACACAGGAGUUUGACAUGGCGGACACUAUUAUAUUAUACGACCACUUCAUCAUUAAUAAUGAUGAGAAUUUCAUUUUGUACAUAUGUCUAGUCAUUUGUAUCAAACUGAAGAGUUCCAUUUUAUGUGGGAAUUUCACUGUGAACCUCAAACUUUUGCAAAACAUCCCUCCAUUUGAUCCUUAUGAUAUAAUUUAUGAAGCUAAAAGUUUAAUGAGCCACGAUUUUAAAAACAAGUUUAACAUCACAGAUGUGUAUAAUCAGUAUUAUGGACAAAAGAAAAGAAUCAAUUCUUUGGAAAGUCUACGAAAUAGUAGUAGUAUUGUCGAGGGGGACACAUCUUCUUAUGAAAAUGUCUCCACCAUGGACGAGGGAGAAAGUGGCAGCAGGCCCGGGUCACUACUCAAGUCCUUUGGCAAUAAAUCCAUUGUACAAAAUAUUAAGAAUUAUAUAAGUAACAAAAUGGAUAUUGCAAAAAGGGCCGAUGACCAUUUGGACUUGGACGAGUUCUAA